Molecule: messenger RNA, 567 nt
Organism: Ipomoea triloba (trilobed morning glory)
Lineage: Eukaryota; Viridiplantae; Streptophyta; Magnoliopsida; Solanales; Convolvulaceae
Product: dirigent protein 22-like
Exons: 1
Coding region: 1-567 (188 amino acids)
Source: RefSeq, a predicted model, not a curated record
AUGACGAUUUUACUGGUCAGCUUAAUUAUUUUUGCGACGAAGUUGGCUCACGGCACGGCUCAAGGGCCCGAAGAAGUGAAACAAUGGUUUGCGAAGUUGCCCACUUUGAAACAAAAGGUGAUGGAUCUUCACUUCUUCUUCUACACCUCCACGGUUGGGGCAAACCCUAACGACGUUUUGGUGGGUCAGUCCAACGUUACGUCCCAAUCCCCCACCCUCUUUGGAGCGACGGCGGUGAUGGACGGGCCGGUGACCGUCGGACCAGAGCGCAAUUCUUCUCAAUUGGGUCGAUUUCAAGGAUUUUAUGCUUUGAGCUCGUUGGAUGAGAUGAGCUUUACAAUGCUAUUCAAUUUUGUGUUCACCCAUGGUGAGUAUAAUGGUAGUAGCUUAAGUGUACUUGGUUAUAACCCCGUGCAGCAUGAGCACCGGGAGAUGGUGAUAGUUGGUGGUUCGGGUUGCUUUCGACUGGCUCGUGGGAUUUUAACGAUAAAGACAGUGUGGUGGAAUAUUACUACAAAAUUAGGUGACACAGUGAUAGAAUGUAAUGUUAUGUUAUUGCAUUAUUAG